AUUCUAACUUAGAAAGUUCUUGUCCACAGAAGCGUGUUGCGGUGUUUGGAUGCUUGCCAUGUAUUCUUCAUUGGGCUCGUAGGAAUUCCUAUCUUGCACCGUUCACAUAGUUCUUCUUGCCUUGUAUUCGUUCUAUCCCUGACUGUUAAGCCAGUGACAAUGGUUUCUCUAGCCCUUACUUUGAGUACUUUACUUCUAUUAUCCAACUAUGUUGCUUGUCUCCAGGUCACGCCAGGGUCAUCUUGUGCCUCGGUGUGCUUGGACCAGUCGGAUGGCGAUCCUCAAGACCCAGGAGCAUCGUCGACUAAUUCGUCCGACAUCACUUGUCUUGAUAGUGGAUAUGGGCAGUCGGUAACAGGUACCAAGUUCAAGGCUUGCCUCAACUGUCUUAGGGAGAGCGAAGCUGUCAACGGCACCGAAAGUGAUGUGUCUUGGUUCUUAUAUAAUAUGCGAUACACACUUGACGUGUGCGUAUUUGGCUUCCCGAAAACCGAGAAAUCUGUCUCGUCCCCUUGCGAAAUUGACUACGGAUGUGCUCCCCUGGCCGACUCGCUGAAAACUGAUUUAUUGAGCCCUAACAACGGAUCGGAAUUUGGCUACUGUAGUGGGCUCGGGAACUCGAGUGUUGAAGCAUGCUCCCAGUGUUUUCAAGCCAGUACUGACCAAGUCUAUUUGUCGAACUUUCUUCUUGCCUUACAAGCCGGUUGCGAGCAAACCCCCAAACCAGGAACCUUACUUGGUAUAUCGGGGGACCUCUUCUCCGAAAAACCUAUCAAUAUGACUACGCCACCUUCCAAUAGCACAUCACAGGCCGAUAGCUCGAGCCAAACAGUUAUGACGACAGGCACGAUCGUGGGCAUCGCUACUGGGGCCUCAUUGCUAUUGUUUGGCGGUGUGGGACUCUUCUUAGUUCACCAUCGGCGUGAGAAGAAAGCAAGAGCGCAGGAUAAAAUGAACUCGGACUUUGAUCCGCGAGGGGGGAGUAGUUCGAUCACAGCACCUAACAGGGGAGCGUUUGUGUCCUUCGAUAGCAAGCCUCUAACAUCCAUGAUGAGCGACUACGAGAUCAAGGCUCAGAAAGCAUAUACGAAUAACGCCGAAUAUUACGACGUACUCGAGAAGGAGAUGGCAGCUCGACGAGCCAACUACAACUUAGAUCCCCGCAAUGGCCGCCUAGGUCCUAACGGCGCCCUACCCACACACCCUGCCUACAUUCCAGGGAACAUGAGCCGUGACCCUUCUAGAACGGUGACUCCAACACCCCCACCAGCCGUCAAAUACCACGCACCAGACUCCUACGCUCUUCAACAAUACCUAAACGCAGCUGAAGACGCCGUUUCGAUACACUUACCACCACCGCCUUCAUCGAAUCCUCCAUCACGAACAUCCAACAGAUCUCCUUCCCCAGCAGAUUCUGCUACAACGCGACUCCUACAGUCUUCGCGACCGGCAUCCCCACCGCCUCCCCCUCCAGCACGAAGCCACACUAAAGUCCCUUCACUAUCACUCCCCAUUGUACCACGAAUCCGAAUACCUAAAAAAUACUCGCCGCCGCAGAUUUACGUGCAAGGUGCUACGCCAACUGAUGCCCGUGGUCAACCGGAUGCACAAAUAUCAAAGCCCCUAACAAUCCACGAGCGGCGGUUCCAAGACCGCGCUCCAUUCGGUGCGCCCCCGACAAAUCUCGGUUCUAAUGAUGUCGUGGAGCAGCAAUUGACGCCGCCCCCGCGGUUCAAAGAGGAUUUAGGUGUGAGGACCGGGGAUAGCUCAUUCUACGGCUGAGACAGGAAUAUCUUGUGUAUGAUUAGGUACUUUUGGAGGUUUUGUAUUUAGAUCGAUACCCAGGCAGGUUUGUGCGAUAUCAUUGGAUGGGCGUUUAGGAUGGAUGCCUCGCUUGGACGAGGUAUAAAAUGGAUAUAUGGAAUAGCAUAGCAUGACAUAGAUUGCAUUAAGUCAAGAUUGAUAUGAUGUAAAUAA
Molecule: messenger RNA, 1977 nt
Organism: Hypoxylon trugodes
Lineage: Eukaryota; Fungi; Ascomycota; Sordariomycetes; Xylariales; Hypoxylaceae
Exons: 3
Coding region: 160-1782 (540 amino acids)
Source: RefSeq, a predicted model, not a curated record